Molecule: messenger RNA, 2534 nt
Organism: Populus euphratica (Euphrates poplar)
Lineage: Eukaryota; Viridiplantae; Streptophyta; Magnoliopsida; Malpighiales; Salicaceae
Gene: LACS8
Product: AMP-dependent synthetase and ligase family protein
Exons: 12
Cellular component (GO): membrane; endoplasmic reticulum
Molecular function (GO): long-chain fatty acid-CoA ligase activity
Source: RefSeq, a predicted model, not a curated record
GUGGGAGACAGGGUCCUGUAACUUUCCUUUCAUGCACUCUCCAAGACUGCUUACUUUCUUUUUCUUUCGGUUCCUAUAAUCUUCCAGAGGUGAUUCUUUAAACCACCAUAUAAGAAGCAUUGAAAAUGGCUGAUUCCGAGGGAAGUUUUCCGAGCUCACCUGUUCUAGAUAAAUUGGACUCUAAUGAUUACUCGUCAGUUGGGAAGGGCUAUGGAACAUAUGGCAUUGUGGGUACUGCUAUCCUCAUACCUAUAUUACUUUCUACUAUCUUCAUGGGAAAGAAAAAGGUGAAACAGAGAGGAGUCCCGGUAGAGGUAGGCGGUGAGGCAGGUUAUGCAGUUCGCAAUGCCCGGCAUGCUGAGCUAGUUGAAGUCCCUUGGAAAGGGGCAACGACCAUGGCAGCUCUAUUUGAGCAGUCUUGUAGAAAGCAUUGGCCAGAACGAUUUCUUGGAACAAGGAAGCUAAUUAGUAAGGAAUUUGUUACUGCUAGUGAUGGUAGGAAGUUUGAGAAGCUGCACCUGGGUGAUUAUGAAUGGCAGACCUAUGGACAGGUUUUUGAUCGUGUUUGUAACUUUGCAUCCGGGCUUAUUAUGUUAGGGCAUAAUGAGGAUACUCGUGCUACAAUUCUUGCUGAUACUCGGGCUGAGUGGUUGAUUGCCUUUCAGGGAUGCUUUCGGCAGAACAUUACUGUUGUCACUAUUUAUGCUUCUCUAGGUGUGGAUGCUUUGAUCCAUUCCCUCAAUGAGACUCAAGUAUCUACCCUGAUCUGUGAUCCCAAGCAGUUGAAAACGCUAGCUGCAAUAAGCUCAAAAAUAACAACUAUUAACAAUGUCAUUUACUUUGAAGAUGGAGAAACUAAAAAUGAUUUGGGCUUAUCUGCAAGCACAAGCGAUUGGAAGGUUUCGUCUUUUUCUGAAGUUGAGGACCUGGGGAAGAACAGUCCUGUUCCUCCAAGCUUACCUACGAAGAAUGGAAUUGCUGUUGUUAUGUACACAAGUGGCAGCACAGGCCAGCCAAAGGGAGUCAUGAUUACUCAUGGCAACAUUGUAGCCACUGCUGCAGCUGUUAUGACGGUGAUUCCAAAACUGAGCUGCAAAGAUGUAUAUUUGGCUUAUUUGCCCCUAGCCCAUGUUUUUGAACUGGCAGCUGAGUCUGUAAUGUUGUCUGCAGGUUGUGCUAUUGGCUACGGUUCGGCAUUGACUUUGACAGACACUUCUAACAAAAUUAAGAAAGGAACCAAGGGUGAUGCAUCUAUAUAAAAUCCUACUCUCAUGACGGCAGUUCCAGCCAUACUUGAUCGUGUCCGGGAUGGUGUUCUAAAAAAGGUUGAGGAGAAGGGAGGGUUAGCAAAGAAGCUUUUCAACAUUGGAUAUAAGCGCCGAAUGGCAGCCAUAGAAGGGAGCUGGUUUGGUGCUUCAGGAUUGGAGAGAAUGCUGUGGGAUGUCAUUGCCUUCAAACAAAUACGUGCUAUACUAGGAGUUCGUAUGCGAUUCAUCUUAUGUGGUGGAGCCCCUUUAUCUGGGGAUUCACAGCGGUUCACCAACAUCUGCAUGGGGGCUAUAAUUGGUCAAGGAUAUGGGUUGACAGAAACGUGUGCUGGAGCUGCUUUCACUGAGUGGGACGACCCAUCUGUGGGCCGUGUUGGACCUCCUCUUCCAUGUUGCUACGUUAAGCUCGUUUCUUGGGAAGAAGGUGGGUAUACAGUGGCCGACAAGCCAAUGCCCCGGGGUGAGGUUGUAGUUGGGGGAUUCAGCGUGACUGCUGGUUACUUCAACUACCAAGAAAAGAGUAACGAGGUCUACAAGGUUGAUGAAAGGGGCAUGCGUUGGUUCUAUACUGGCGACAUUGGGCAGUUUCACCCUGAUGGAUGCCUUGAAAUUAUUGAUAGGAAGAAGGAUAUCGUCAAACUUCAACAUGGAGAAUAUAUCUCUCUUGGAAAGGUGGAGACAGCAUUAACGUCGAGUGACUAUGUUGAUAAUAUCAUGGUACAUGCAAAUCCCUUCCACAACUAUUGUGUUGCCCUAAUUGUUCCAUCACGUCUCAUACUUGAGAAGUGGGCCCAGGAAGCUGGCAUCCAGUACCAAAACUUUUCUGAACUGUGUAACAAAGCCGAAGCUGUCAGUGAGGUUGAACAAUCACUUUCCAAGGUAGCAAAAGCUUUGAGGUUGGACAAGUUUGAAACUCCAGCUAAGAUCAAGUUGCUGCCAGAUCCAUGGACACCCGAGUCUGGUUUGGUUACUGCUGCCCUCAAGAUAAAGAGGGAGCAGCUGAAGUCCAAAUUUAAAGAUGAGCUCCAGAAACUGUACGAGUGAGAUAGAAGCUCCCUUAUGCCAUGGUCUUGUAACUUCCAUAAAUCCUCAACUGGUGUAGAACAAAAUGCUCCUAUUUGUAUGUGUAUUAUGGCCCUGGAGACCGUGGCUAGUUUAUCAAUGGGAGGGAGGGAACUUGCCUUUGCUAGCUCUAAAUCAUGCCAGACAAAGUUGCCUUUUUAAUUACUCUACUUACAAGUUCCAUGUGAAAUGCUGCUUGCUUCA